UUUCAAUUAAAGAUAUCGUCACGCCGGGUGGGUUUGUAGACAUGGGAGAGGAAUUUGAAUAUUCCGCAAAGAGAGAAUUAAUAGAAGAAGCUUUUGGUUUAAAGAAAAAAAGAAACAAAGAAGAAUUUGAAAAAAUGGAAGAAAUUAUUGGUGAAGGAGAAUUAGUUAAAUUUGGUGGUGCUGAGUUAAGUCAGGUAACAGUAAAACAUAGUGUUUUAUGGUGCUUAAUAGGUGUUGAGUAA
This is a messenger RNA of Meloidogyne enterolobii, 242 nucleotides long. NCBI's taxonomy places the organism in Eukaryota, Metazoa, Nematoda, Chromadorea, Rhabditida, Meloidogynidae. The record is from the annotation of a GenBank genome assembly.